AUGUAUUCUAUGAACUAUAUUGGCAAGUUUAUUGCCAACUUUCGGGAGUUUUACAAUGAAAUCAACGGUGCAACGCUGACAGGCGCCAUUGAUGUCGUUGUGGUCGAGCAGCCAGAUGGUAGCUUUACCUGUUCGCCCUUCCACGUCCGCUUCGGAAAACUCGGAGUUUUGAGAUCCAGGUUUAAAGUGGUGGACUUGGAACUAAACGGCGAGCCACUAAACAUUCACAUGAAACUGGGAGAAUCAGGAGAAGCCUUCUUCGUAGAAGAGGUUGGCGAGGAUGAGGCAGAAUGUUCGGCACAUCUGGCUACUUCACCAAUCCCUGCCACAAGGUUUGAGGAGUUAUACGAACCGAGACGACGAAACUCGCUCUCCGCCGUCGAACCAGAUCAUGGACAAGCGUCAGACUAUACUAAAAGAAGAUACACGGCAGAUGGACAGUCAAUGCAGAAACCAGACCUAAGUAAAAUAACUAAGAAACCUACCAAAGAAGACAAUAUAAAUAAUGACCAUGAAGCGUUAUUUGAAAUGGACGGCUUAGACGAAGCGACAGAUAAAACGGACGGAAGAGCACCUAGAACUUUCGCCGCGACACAGCUCGGUGGAGCUGAGAGCGAAGCGCAUCAAGUUGUGCAAAAGAUCAGCGCACACAAUGACUUCCGGCCUAUCGAUGCCGCGCCCUCUAAUCAAGACGAACUAAAACAAAACGGUAACGGAAAGAAAAAGAAGAAAACAAGGAAGACCACUUCAAAGAAACACCAAAGAAAGUCAUCGACUAGUUCUAUUUCUAGUCAAUCCGAUCGCGCGGGCUCCGAGCAACGCGCCACACAGCCAGCUCCCAUUCCAAACGUCACUGAUAUCAACUUCUUCAGCGACACAGAAAUGAACCCCACUUCUCUAAGUGAAGAGAUGUCCAACCUCAACUUAACCGGUGACAACCGCAUCCCACUGGCGUUAUCGGACACAGCGUUUGAGGUGCACGCCGCCUCCAGACACGCGAGGGGUUCACGUGGGGGCACACCUGUUCAAUCGGAUACCGAAGUGGAGCUAGCGGGACGUGCAACGGGCGACAAAUCAUCGCAGUCCUGGCGCUGGGGCGAACUGCCUGAGCCUCCGGUCCGUGGGACGGAGACGCUGGCCUCACCCGACUCGCCCGACUCACCUGUGUUACCAGCUUCGCCCGCAUCUCCCACCGAGCCUCUGAGCUCAGACGAAGAGCGGCCCAGUCGGCGUGGUGUGCUAAGUGGAAUGUUCCGCUUUAUGUCUCCGCGUGACGCCUCCGACGUACCCGUGGAGGGCGUCUACCUCGACGAUCUGGACCGGGGCCAGGUCGACCCUGAUCUCUAUUUUCCGAAACAUCACAUUGAACGCCAUCGUUCGGGAGCUACUGCAAUAGUACAUUCUACAACGGGGCCUACCGAGGAGGAGUACGAAUCUGGUAACGGACCGUCCCUCCCACAGUCGCCUGCGUCCCUCGACCCGCCUACGUUAGAUUCCGACGACGACGAAAAACUUUUAGCGAAAGGUCAAGUGGGAGUAUAUGUGCAAGAGGAUCGAGUGACCCGCGCGCUGUCGUUCGAAGAGUUCUGCUCCCGCGGCGGCGCGCUGGCGGCCGAGGGGCGCCUCGUGGUGCGCCUGGGCGGCCGCGCCCUGCCGUGGCGCAGCGCCGGGCCGCUGCUGCUGUCGCUCCUCGCCUACAGGAGGCCGCUGCCCAACCGCGUGUUAGAAUCCUUAGAGAAAAGUUCAGAGAAAGACGAGUCGUCAAUACGAACGCCUGACAGCGCGGUGAAGCCACGAAGCUACUCCUGGUGGAGCUGGCGUCGCUCCAAGGCGGAGGCGGAGCUUUCUGAAACGUCACCGCCAAAAGACGACAUCGUAAAGGUUGUAGAUACACUGAUUGAAGUUGCAGCGGAACCUGAUAUAAAUGAAAUACAAGAAGAGACGCCAUUCGAAGAUGAAGCGAAUGCUGAGCCGUCCAUCAAUAUAGAUAUUGAUCCUGUACAGCUAAUAGAAAAUGUUCCAGAACCUUUGCCUGAAAUGAAGGGAGCACAGGAUUUAGUCGACCACACGAGCCAUGACCACAGUUCGUCUGAUUCGGAUCAUGAUGGUCAAGUCAAGAGGCAUUCACGGAGAUAUUCGACCUUCAGAAAGACCCUUCGUUUAUCAUCAGAGCAAAUCAAAAAUCUAAAUCUUCGCGAGGGAAUGAACGAGAUGGUGUUCAGUGUAACAACGGCGUACCAAGGCACAACAAGAUGCAAGUGUAACGUGUUCAGAUGGCGCUACGACGAUAAGAUAGUCAUCUCAGACAUCGAUGGAACGAUCACCAAAUCUGAUGUUUUGGGACAUAUUUUCCCAUUGGUGGGAAAAGACUGGGCGCAGUCAGGCGUCGCUCAGUUAUUUACGAAAAUCAAGAACAACGGGUACCAGCUUCUUUACCUAUCUGCCCGGGCGAUCGGACAAGCUAGGGUAACUCGUGAGUACCUGCGCUCCAUCAGGCAGGGCGAGGUGUGCCUGCCCGACGGGCCGCUGCUGCUCAACCCCACAUCACUAUUGCGUGCCUUCCAUCGCGAAGUCAUCGAGAAAAAACCGGAGGAGUUCAAAAUACAGUGUCUGGCUGAUAUUAAGGCGUUGUUCCCGCAAGGCUCUAAUCCUUUCUACGCUGGAUAUGGCAAUAGAGUUAAUGAUGUAUGCGCUUACCAGGCCGUCGGCAUUCCGAUCGUCAGAAUUUUCACUAUUAAUUACAAGGGCGAACUGAAGCAUGAACUGACUCAGACAUUCCAAUCCACUUACAACGUGCAAAGUGACAUGGUCGAUGAUUUCUUCCCGAAACGUGUAGUUAAAAGCUAGUACUUGCACAUGUCGGUGCUGGUGGACCAGGUGUUCCCGCCGGCGCAGUGCGAGCCGAGCGCGGAGUUCUCGCAGACGGUGUACUGGCGCGAGCCGCUGCCGCUCGUCGAGCUGCCCGUCGCCCCGCCGCCUCUCCCCAAACACUAG
This is a messenger RNA of Arctia plantaginis, 2994 nucleotides long. The record is from the annotation of a GenBank genome assembly. Lineage: Eukaryota; Metazoa; Arthropoda; Insecta; Lepidoptera; Erebidae.